UGUUUACAGAAUACCUUUUACUCUGCUGGAAAAAAUUACUUGUUAAGAAUGUGCAACGACCUGCUCAGGAGACUCUCGAAGUCUCAGAAUACAGUGUUUUGUGGACGAAUCCAGCUGUUUUUAGCACGUCUCUUUCCUUUGUCAGAAAAAUCAGGCCUGAACUUACAGAGUCAAUUCAACCUUGAUAACAUCACGGUGUUCAACAAAAAUGAGCAGGAUAGCACACUUGGACUGCAGCACACAGAGGUUAAGGAGGAAGGGAUGGAGGAGGAGGAGGGAGAGAUGGGCGAUGAAGAUGCACCUGCUCCCUGCUCCAUUCCUAUUGACUACAACUUGUACAGAAAAUUCUGGACCCUGCAGGACUAUUUCAGAAACCCUGUACAGUGCUACGACAAGUUCUCAUGGAUGACUUUCCUUAAGAAAGACCUUCCUUCUGAGGAGAUAAAAACAGGCGAGGAGGAUGAUGAUGAGAAUGGAGAUAACCUGUUAAAAGAGAGCAAUGACAGUCCCAGCAUUCAGAGCAAGGCCGUGACCAACAGUCAGAUGGACGAGAUCGCAGCCAAGCUUGGGUCGCAGUGGAAGACGCUGGCAGACCACCUGGAGAUGAGCGAGAAGGAGAUCCGCGUGAUCGAGUCUGACAGCGAGGAUGUAGAACUACAGGCCAAGAUGCUGCUGGUGGCCUGGCAGGACCGAGAAGGCCCUCAAGCUACGAUGGAGAGCCUGGUCACGGCUCUGAACUCAGCUGGUUUCAAUAACAUCACAGAAGGUCUCAGUGAAACAUAACAGCCACAUGUUCUUGUUUUGUUUUAAACUUUGACUGUACUUCAAUGAAAUGCAUUCUUUAGCUACAUUUUUUAAAUAAAUGUUCGUUUGAAAUCGGUCAAUGGUUUUGUUUGUAAAAUACACACAAGAGUGUCAAUGGCAUGUUUAUUUCACCGGUUAUGAAAAGCCAGUAGUCAACUUAUUACAGAGCUCAAGUUCUCUUACUCUGAUUGUAUUUGAGUAUUUAAGGACAGAUGAGUUUACAGUGGCAUUUGUUGCAUGGUAGCUAAAAACAGAAGCAGUAAUUGAGCAUAAAGACAUCCUCUCAAAGUGCUUCGAUAUGAAAUCCACCUUUGAUCAUUUCAAUACACAACACAUCCUUGUAAACAAAUUGCAUUUCUUUUGGUGAGAUCCCAGUAUCACACAACCUCUUCUUGAUGUAUUUAAGUCUGAAACUUGAGGCCAAGAACAUCUUUAUAUACCAAGUCACUACUUCUCCUGCGAGAGGAUACCGUCUAUUGAGUAUGAACACCUUUUCACAGGCUUAAAAAAAAAUAUUCAAUGCAUAUAGAAAACAUUUAUAAAACCAUUGCUCCAAAUCCAAACAAGGAUCGCGUCCAGCAAUCUAUCAUCCAAAAAAGGAAAAAAAAAA
This is a messenger RNA of Sinocyclocheilus grahami, 1414 nucleotides long. Its product is annotated as THO complex subunit 1-like. Bases 49 to 783 code for a protein of 244 amino acids. Gene Ontology annotation, molecular function: protein binding. Gene Ontology annotation, biological process: mRNA export from nucleus; signal transduction. The transcript has 7 exons. NCBI's taxonomy places the organism in Eukaryota, Metazoa, Chordata, Actinopteri, Cypriniformes, Cyprinidae. The record is from RefSeq and is a predicted model, not a curated record. Gene Ontology annotation, cellular component: THO complex part of transcription export complex.